Molecule: messenger RNA, 961 nt
Organism: Gordionus sp. m RMFG-2023
Lineage: Eukaryota; Metazoa; Nematomorpha; Gordioida; Chordodea; Parachordodidae
Product: B-cell receptor-associated protein 31-like
Exons: 7
Coding region: 50-769 (239 amino acids)
Biological process (GO): endoplasmic reticulum to Golgi vesicle-mediated transport; intracellular protein transport
Cellular component (GO): endoplasmic reticulum; endoplasmic reticulum membrane
Source: RefSeq, a predicted model, not a curated record
AAUCAUUUAUCCAUAAAAUUGGAAUAGUAUUGAAAAUAUUUGAAAUAUAAUGAGUUUUCAAUGGACAUUGGUCGCCGGGUUUUUAUAUAUUGAGAUUGCUCUCGUGACUCUUUUUUUGAUGCCAUGGAUAAAACCUAGAAGAUGGCAAAAGAUAUUCAAAUCGCGAUUGUUGAAAGCUUUGAACUUACAUUCCCAAUUAUAUUUUAGUGGAUUUAUUAUCAUCUUAAUCCUCCUUUUUUCAGACGCUGUUAGAGAAUCCUAUAAAUACCAAACCACUGUGGGCAUCGAUCCAACUAUCGCUGGCGUGGGGUCGGAAAAUCAGCUGAGAAUGAAGCUAUUUCGAGCUCAACGAAAUUUCUACAUCUCCGGGUUCGCCCUUUUUCUUUGGCUGGUUUUGAGGCGCCUGAUAACACUCAUCACUUAUCAAGCAUACCUGGAAGCCACUACAGAAUCUUCGAUGAAGCAGGCUCUAAGUGCCACGCAAGCGGCUAACAAGCUCAUAUCCGAGAGACCUAAUAGAAGGAAAAUGAUGGGAGGUGACGACGAUAGCGGAGAGGAGGAAUUGGACGACGCGGAAGCCGAAAUGAUGAGAAUCAAGGAUGAGCUAGAUAAUACUAAAAGAGAACUCGAGAUAACAUCUGGCGACUUGGAAGUCAUGAAAAAGCAAGCCCAAUCGGUCAACACCGAAUACGAUAGAUUACUGACGGAACACGCUCAAUUACAAAAAAAAAUUGAAAGAAAGGAUUCUGGCAACAAGAAGAGUAAUUAAAGUUUUCGCAUAACAAAAACUCUUAUCAUUCUUAUAUUCAUUUCGCAAUUGAAUAUUUUACAUUAAUAGCAUUAAUUUUCUUCAUUAUUAUAAUAUUUAAAAAAAAUAUAUAUAUUACGUGUCAGAUAAUUAUUUAUUAUUUUUUUGAAAUUAGCUUAAAAUAUUGUGAUUUUGUAUUUUUAAUGGGUAUCA